AAUCCAAGCUAUAUUAUUAUUGAGUGCUGCGUACAACGCCUUUCUCUCUCCUCUCUCUGGGUGAUUGCUUAAUUGCUAUUUGCUAACUGCUUAUACCCCAUAAGAAAGAAGCAAAAGAGAUAUGAAUGGUGAAGGUGCAGUAGAGGAAUCAAAAGUUCCUCUACUAGGAGAUCAUUUUGGUCCGAAACUUGAAGCAGAUGAUCAAGAUCAGAGUCUUACGAAAAGGGUUUGGAUUGAAUCAAAGAAGCUGUGGGAGAUAGUAGGUCCAGCAAUCUUUAGCCGCCUUACCUCAUACUCCAUGCUUGUUAUCACACAAGCUUUUGCAGGUCACUUGGGUGACCUCGAGCUUGCAGCCAUCUCCAUUGCCAAUAAUGUCAUCGUUGGCUUCGACUUUGGCCUCUUGCUGGGGAUGGCUAGUGCUUUGGAAACGUUAUGUGGCCAAGCUUUUGGGGCCAGAAAAUACUACAUGUUGGGUGUAUACAUGCAGCGUUCAUGGAUUGUAUUGUUCUUGUGCUGUGUCCUGCUUUUGCCUCUAUACCUCUUCGCCUCUCCAAUGUUGAAGCUUUUGGGACAGCCCAAAGACGUAGCAGAGCUUUCUGGGAUUGUUUCAGUGUGGAUGAUACCACUUCACUUCAGCUUUGCGUUUCAGUUCCCGUUACAGAGAUUCUUGCAGAGCCAGCUUAAGAAUACAGUAAUUGCAUGGGUCUCUUUAGUCGCUUUGCUAGUGCAUGUGAUGGUGAGUUGGCUACUUGUGUACAGGCUUCAGCUUGGAGUGAUUGGCACAGCCAUGAUUCUCAACUUUUCUUGGUGGGUUCUAGUUUUUGGGCAUCUGGGUUACACCAUUUGCGGUGGCUGUCCUCUCACAUGGAAUGGGUUCUCAAUUGAAGCCUUCUCUGGUCUCUGGGAAUUCACCAAACUCUCUGCUGCUUCUGGGGUCAUGCUCUGUUUGGAGAAUUGGUAUUAUAGAAUACUUAUCUUGAUGACUGGGAAUCUGAAGAAUGCAGAGAUUGCAGUAGAUGCCUUGUCCGUAUGUAUGACCAUUAAUGGCUGGGAAAUAAUGAUCCCUCUUGCAUUCUUUGCAGGCACUGGAGUAAGGGUUGCAAAUGAGCUAGGAGCAGGUAAUGGGAAGGGAGCCAAGUUUGCAACGGUGGUGUCUGUAACAACGUCGAUAAUAAUUGGGCUAUUCUUCUGGGUAUUGAUAAUGAUUUUCCAUAAUCAGCUUGCCUGGAUAUUUACUUCCAGUGUACCUGUCCUUAAAGCAGUGAGCCAGCUCUCAGUUCUCCUGGCUUUCACUAUUUUGCUCAACAGCGUUCAGCCGGUUCUCUCUGGGGUUGCAGUGGGAUCUGGAUGGCAAAAGUAUGUUGCAUACAUAAACUUGGGUUGCUAUUAUUUGAUCGGUGUUCCAUUGGGAUUCAUGAUGGGUUGGCUGUUUCACUUGGGAGUUCUGGGAAUUUGGGCUGGAAUGAUUUUUGGUGGGACGGCAAUUCAAACAUUGAUAUUGGCCAUAAUUACCAUUCGAUGUGACUGGGAGAAGGAGGCAGAGAAAGCAGCCUUGUAUUUAAAGAAAUGGUCGGAAGUAGAGUGAAAAAUGGAGGAAUUGAUUGCAAACAAGCGUAUAUGUGAUGCAAUUGUGACAGAAAUAUUCAGUGAUGAUACAGGAAGUUUGUGGGAAAAUUGGUAAAAGAAAGAUAUGAUGAUUGAAGGCCUGAUUGAGGAAAUAGAAAGUGAAAAGUCUUGGUUGCUAAUUUACUCUACAAUCCACUAGAUGAAUCAUUUGUAAUUUACUUCAGCAAUUUUUUAGUCUUAAUAUGCAUCAUUGCUUGGAAUAAUUAAUAAUUGAAAAAAGAUUUAUA
Messenger RNA from Hevea brasiliensis (rubber tree), 1853 nucleotides. RefSeq names its product protein DETOXIFICATION 27. The coding region runs from base 122 to 1585 and encodes 487 amino acids. Gene Ontology annotation, cellular component: membrane. Gene Ontology annotation, biological process: xenobiotic detoxification by transmembrane export across the plasma membrane. Gene Ontology annotation, molecular function: antiporter activity; xenobiotic transmembrane transporter activity. NCBI's taxonomy places the organism in Eukaryota, Viridiplantae, Streptophyta, Magnoliopsida, Malpighiales, Euphorbiaceae. The record is from RefSeq and is a predicted model, not a curated record. The transcript is spliced from 9 exons.